UGUUUAUUUACUUACAUAGUAGGUAUUUUGAAAAAUUUCUAAAUUAUGGCUGGAAAAACGGAAAAGAAGGUAGGUAGUCAAAUUUCUAACAGAAAUUAUUGCAAGAGAGUAUCCCAAGAACAAAAAAUUGCUUUGGUGGAAUUUUUGGAAAAACAUCGUGGUGUUAUUAUAAGCGCAGAAAAUACAUUAUUUAACAGUGAAGCUUCAAAUGAAAAAUGGGAAGAAAUCACCAAAACACUCAAUAGAUAUACAGAAGGAGCAUAUAAAAACUCGUCACAAUGGAAGCGCUGCUGGCUUGAUAUGAGAAAGCAAGUUCGUAAAAAGAUUGCAAGUGUAAAUUUCAAAGAAAAAAACCAUCUUCUGCUCGCUAAUCAUGAAAUAGUUACUGCUUUAGAUGAAAGAAUUAUAAACCUUAUGAGAAAACCAUCUAACAAAACUAGAAACAAUUUAAAUGAAAUAUGUAAUCUUAAGGAUUCUGUUAUUUGCGAUUCUAUUAAAAGGGAGAGCAGUGAGGAUGAAGAAAAAACAUGUCACUCUGUUUCAACUUUGAGUGACGCUAUAUCAGAUAAGAGUGAACUCUAUUUUAGUGACAUUAAAAAAGAAAAAGAUGAACAAGUAUUUUACAAAGAAUUUCCGAACAGCCAAUCGGAGAAAACAAGGCGCAAUAAAAGACUUGCAGGUAAAAUAUCUGCCAGCGUGAAUGAAGAAGAUCAAGAUUUUUUGAAAAUGAGAUUAGCUAUUGAAAAAGAUAGGGUACGAGCUCUAACGGAUAUUUCGUGUUCAAUUCGCUAUCUUGCUGAUGUUAUUCAGUCGGUCAUGACAAGUGAUAAAGUUCGAAAUAGUUAAUAAAAGAUAAUCUUCUCAUAAUAUCUUAUUUCUGUAUCUUAUUUUUGUUUUUAUGUGCAAA
Condylostylus longicornis is the source of this 907-nucleotide messenger RNA. RefSeq lists its product as uncharacterized. Bases 46 to 846 code for a protein of 266 amino acids. Lineage: Eukaryota; Metazoa; Arthropoda; Insecta; Diptera; Dolichopodidae. The transcript has 5 exons. The record is from RefSeq and is a predicted model, not a curated record.